This is a messenger RNA of Diplodia corticola, 996 nucleotides long. RefSeq lists its product as uncharacterized. Bases 1 to 996 code for a protein of 331 amino acids. The record is from RefSeq and is a predicted model, not a curated record. Lineage: Eukaryota; Fungi; Ascomycota; Dothideomycetes; Botryosphaeriales; Botryosphaeriaceae. The transcript is spliced from 3 exons. Gene Ontology annotation, cellular component: TRAPPIII protein complex.
AUGGCCCACCAACGCUCCCACUCAACGAGCGAGGGCCUCAAGGGCCCGCACGCAGUCAGUCUCAAAGUUUUGCGCCUCUCUCGGCCCUCGCUAGCCCACAGCUUCCCGCUCCCGCAGCUCACCGAGCCCGAUGAAUUCACAAUACCAUCCAAUGCCUCUCUUGCCUACCCCACCGCCGAACCUAAGGACGCGUUCAUGGUGUCACCGCUCUUGAAGCUACCCGAGGCGUUCGGGAGCGCAUACGUUGGCGAAGCUUUUUCAUGCACACUCUGCGCGAACAACGAACUGUUGCCCGGUGACGAGAGCAGGACGGUCAGCGCUGUGAAGAUCGCUGCCGAGAUGCAGACGCCUUCUGCCCCUAGCGGUAUUCCGCUAGAGCUAGAUCCGCAAGAUGAGAGCGAUGCAGAACAAAGUCAAGGCAUCGUCGGCGCAGGCCAGUCGGUGCAGAAGAUCCUCACUUUCGACCUGAAAGAAGAAGGUUCCCACACCCUGGCCGUCACCGUAACAUAUACCGAGACCCAGCUGGCCGGAGAUGGCCAGGCGGCUGGUGGCCGGGUCCGAACGUUUCGCAAGCUUUACCAAUUCGUGGCUCAGCAGCUUAUCAGCGUAAAGACAAAGACCAGCGAGCUCGCCUCUAAAGGCGGGCUGGGCAAGUUUGUGCUGGAGGCGCAACUGGAGAAUCUUGGCGAGGGAAGCUUGAGCCUUGAGCCGGUCAUCGUCAACGCCGAGCCACCGUUCAAGGCCAGUUCUAUGAAUAUGCCACUCAACGCCUCUCCGGAAGAGCCGCCUCAUCUUCCUGUCCUCGGUCCUGGGGAUGUCUCACAGGUCGCCUUCAUCCUUGAGCAGCAGGAAAGCGUGGCGGAGGAGGAUGUAGCACCGGCAGCAAAAGCAUCGUCGCGACGCAUGCUUGUCCGCAACCUUUGGGUACAAUGGCGAAGCCCGUUGGGCGGCCGAGGGUCGCUGAAAAUCGGACCUCUCUUCACGCGCUCACGUUGA